Messenger RNA from Dama dama (fallow deer), 1015 nucleotides. Its product is annotated as eukaryotic translation initiation factor 3 subunit J-like. NCBI's taxonomy places the organism in Eukaryota, Metazoa, Chordata, Mammalia, Artiodactyla, Cervidae. The transcript has a single exon. The record is from RefSeq and is a predicted model, not a curated record. Gene Ontology annotation, molecular function: translation initiation factor activity. The coding region runs from base 1 to 774 and encodes 257 amino acids. Gene Ontology annotation, cellular component: cytoplasm; eukaryotic translation initiation factor 3 complex.
AUGGCAGCGGCGGCGGCGGCGGCGGCUGGGGACUCCGACUCCCGGGAGGCGGACACGUUCUCAGUGGAAGACCCGGUGCGGAAGGUGGGGGGCGGCGGCACGGCCGGCGGGGACCGCUGGGAGGGCGAGGACCAGGACGAGGACGUCGAUAACUGGGAUGAUGAUGAUGAUGAAAAAAAAGAAGCAGCAGAAGUAAAACCAGAAGUAAAAAUUUCAGAAAAGAAAAAAAUAGCAGAGAAAAUAAAAGAGAAAGAACGGCAGCAGAAGAAAAGGCAAGAAGAAAUUAAAAAGAGAUUAGAAGAACCUGAAGAACCUAAAAUGCUAACACCAGAACAAUUAGCAGAUAAACUGCGGCUUAAGAAAUUACAGGAAGAGUCUGACCUCGAAUUAGCAAAAGAAACUUUUGGUGUUAAUAAUACAGUUUAUGGAAUAGACGCUAUGAACCCAGCCUCGAGAGAUGACUUCACAGAGUUCGGAAAGUUACUAAAAGAUAAAAUUACACAAUAUGAAAAGUCACUAUAUUAUGCCAAUUUUUUGGAAGCCUUAGCUCGAGAUGUUUGUAUUUCAUUGGAAAUUGAUGACUUGAAAAAGAUUACCAAUUCAUUGACUGUACUCUGCAGUGAGAAACAGAAGCAAGAAAAGCAAAGCAAAGCCAAAAAGAAGAAGAAAGGUGUGGUUCCUGGAGGGGGAUUAAAGGCCACCAUGAAAGAUGAUCUGGCAGAUUAUGGUGGUUAUGAUGGCGGAUACGUACAAGACUAUGAAGAUUUCAUGUGACGUUUUAUCUUCUCCUGGUGUCUUCUUUCUGUUGCCCACAGUCCCUUCAACAUGUAGCACAACUUCCUUUCCUUUCAGUUCUGCCAAAUGCUACAAUCAGAAGUGCAGUAUCUUUUGUGCUGGCUAUUUAAUCCCUUGACACUUAGGUGCUAAUGUGCAAAUGAGGGAACUUGGAUCUUGUUGCCAAGGGGUUAAAAUUGGGAACCUCUGUUGCUACUAAAUCAUAGUUUUAAAAAACAAA